UAACCCUUUGAUGCAAAACAUGGGUCAAAAGUGACCCGGCUGAGUUUUUAUCUUCUAUAUCUUUGCAAUAAAUUAAUUUCAUCAUUCAGUAUUCUAGGUAUUCCUCAAUUAACUUGUUUUUGAUCAUCAUACAUCCUUAAUUAAUUUUUUCCUUUCUUACUUUUUGAACAAAAACCCUUUUUGUAUCACUACCCUUCUAAUGCACAAAAUGGGUCAAAAACGACCCGCAUUCAUUUUCCAGGUUACUUCAUGUAUGGUUGAGUGUUUCUAUGAUAUACUUUUGAAAUAAAUUAAUUUUAUCAUUUACUUUUCCAGAUAUGCAGUAAAUAUCUUGUUUUUGUUUACCACAAAUCAUCAUUUUUAUUUUUUCUUUCUUAAGUUAUGAACAAGCACAGCUUUUGUAAUUCUACAUGGACAAUGGACAACUUUUUCACCAGUGUCCCUCUGGCUGAGAAGCUCCUCAAGAACAAUCUGACCAUCAUUGGGACUCUUCGCCAGAACAAGCCUGACAUACCAUCUAUCAUGAAGCCAUCCAAAUCACGGGAGCUUCAUAGCUCGGAAUUUGGAUUCCAUGGCAACAUGACCAUGGUGAGCUAUGUGCAGAAGAAAGGAAAGGCUGUUGUCCUACUGAGCACCAUGCAUGAUGACAAAGCAGUGGAUAACAGCAGUCAGAAGAAGAAACCAGAAGUGAUCCAGUACUACAAUAAAACGAAAGGAGGAGUGGACACAAUGGAUCAAAUAGUUAGCAACUACACAUGUCUGCGGAGAACAAGGAGGUGGCCCAUGGUUCUCUGGUACAAUAUGCUGGAUGGUGCCACACUCAAUGCCUACACCAACUUCAGUGCACAACACCCUGAUUAUAUGGGUGGUGCGAAUAAUGCACGGCUACUAUUUAUCAAGGAGCUGGGCAAAGAGCUCGUCAUGCCACAUAUGAAGAGGCGCAUGGAGGGCACACCCAAACUCCAGAAGCAUAUUAUUGAGGCAAUGGGAAGGUGUGGGUUAAAAAAAGACACAGCCACCACUCAGCUACAAGAGGACAUCAGACAGGAGGGCCAAAGGAAGAGGAAGAGGUGCGCGAUCUGCCCAGUUUCGAAAGACAGAAAAGCUAACAGCUGGUGUUCCCAGUGCACUAGGCCGGUGUGCAAGGAGCACAAAAAAUUAGUGAUCAUUUGUGAGGCAUGCAAAAAUUGAGAUGGCAGUUUGUGUUCUACUAAUGUGUUCAGUUGUGUUUUAUUUUGUUUGGUCACAUUUCACCAGUUUACAGUUGUUCAACCACAGAUAAAGUUCAGUGCAAUAGCUGUUAUCUGUUAUCAGGAUUUAUGUGUAUGUGUGAUAAAAUGACAAACGUGUUGCAAGUAUUAAACAAAUAACUGUUUGGCCCCAUUCACUGCUAAAGUAAUUACUUGAAACAUUGUUUUUUAUAGUAUUAAGACAUUUAAUUUUAAAUCACACUUGGAUGACCCAUGUAUAGUACUAUAAAAAUUAUUUUUGUUCAUAAAGUAGGAAAUAAAAAAAAUAAUUAAUGAUCUGUGGUAAUUAAAAACAAUAUAUUUAAAGAAUACUUGGAAUAUUCAAUCAUAAAAUGAAUUGAUUUCGAAACACAGAGCAAAGAAAAACUCAGUCAGCAUGAAAUAACAUGGAAAAUGAAUGCGGGUCAUUUUUGACCCAUGUUGUGCAUUAGAAGGGGUGUACAUAUGUUGUGCAUCAAAGGGUUAA
Molecule: messenger RNA, 1716 nt
Organism: Xiphophorus hellerii (green swordtail)
Lineage: Eukaryota; Metazoa; Chordata; Actinopteri; Cyprinodontiformes; Poeciliidae
Product: piggyBac transposable element-derived protein 4-like
Exons: 2
Coding region: 382-1191 (269 amino acids)
Source: RefSeq, a predicted model, not a curated record